Molecule: messenger RNA, 326 nt
Organism: Notothenia coriiceps (black rockcod)
Lineage: Eukaryota; Metazoa; Chordata; Actinopteri; Perciformes; Nototheniidae
Product: monoacylglycerol lipase abhd6-A-like
Exons: 3
Biological process (GO): acylglycerol catabolic process
Cellular component (GO): membrane; AMPA glutamate receptor complex
Molecular function (GO): monoacylglycerol lipase activity
Source: RefSeq, a predicted model, not a curated record
GGAGUGCAUGGAGGACGUCAGGCGGUGACAGAGCGAAGAGGACUCGGACAGGGUGUGCCGCCAUGGAGAUGAUAAUGAUAUCAGGAUGUAUUCUGGUUCUCCCAGUCUUCGCGUUCAUCUACUCCUUCAUGUUCUGGCCUGGAUCCCUCCUUAAAGCUUACAACUGGUACAUGCGUCGCAGGCUGGGGCUGGUGAUCCGGUACUGUAAGAGUGGAAGUUACCGCUUCUGUUACAGCAGCCGCGGGACGCCGGGGGGGGCCACGCCAUCGCUGCUGCUUCUGCACGGCUUCUCCGCCUCCAAGGACAUGUGGUUGCCCAUCGUCAAG